Molecule: messenger RNA, 945 nt
Organism: Cantharellus anzutake
Lineage: Eukaryota; Fungi; Basidiomycota; Agaricomycetes; Cantharellales; Hydnaceae
Exons: 8
Coding region: 1-945 (314 amino acids)
Biological process (GO): protein desumoylation
Cellular component (GO): cytoplasm; nucleus
Molecular function (GO): SUMO-specific endopeptidase activity
Source: RefSeq, a predicted model, not a curated record
AUGUGGAUUUACUACCUCGGAAGCCAGAGCCAACUUCCAUGGGAAGCUGAUGAGGUCGCACUGGCUACAAAUACGGCAUCUUCCGCUCCCCUAGAUCAGAGUAUCAAGCAGAAAUCAGUGGUACACUACCCAAUCUUGGACAUAUUGCUGGCCAAGAAUGACCCAAAAGAGGCUGAUCGGGCAGGGAUGCCUCCAGACUCAGUGCACUUAUCCCAAUGGAAAGAGCUCCGAUGCAAGGUGUUGCCUGGGCAGAAUCCCACUGAUUUAGUGCUGGUUUAUGCACCAACUGGGUUGGGUGGCAUAGAAAUCACGGCAAGGGAUUAUAACCGUCUCGAACCAGGCGAGUUUUUCAAUGAUACCCUGGUUGAAUUCAGAACAAUCAAAUUAAGAUCACCACUACCUUUGGAAGGUUACCAAAGUGUGCAUAAAUGGACUUCGAAAUUCAACCUCUUUGACAAGAGGUAUAUCAUAAUUCCCGUCAAUGAAGAUUUCCACUGGUAUCUUUGCAUCAUCUAUAAUCCAAAGGGUGCACUACCCCCGCAAAUGCCACCUCCAAGGCCUGCAUCCAUGAUUACGAAGCUGGUCAUGGGUCAGAACCAAACAAAAACGAUAGAGGUUGUAGAUUUGGACACUGAUGGCGAGAUGGACAUUGAGACAGCAACCGUGACCAACUCCCCAAAUGCAGUCUCUACCAAUGCGCUGAGGAAAGUCCUUGUGACUUACCUCUUGAAUGAGGCAAUAGAUAAGAAACUUGUUGGGAGUGAAUGGGAUGAUCAUGAGCUGGAAAAAUGGUUCCAGGAUCAUGUUGUGCCGGAGGUAGCUGAGGUACCACGACAACAAAACUUUUGUGAUUGUGGUGUGUAUCUUGUGCACUUUGUGGAGAUAUUCUUGAGCAAUCCCGAGAAGGGGAUAGGAUAUAUGUGUCAGGGCACACACCCUGACUAG